Talaromyces proteolyticus is the source of this 4941-nucleotide messenger RNA. RefSeq lists its product as uncharacterized. NCBI's taxonomy places the organism in Eukaryota, Fungi, Ascomycota, Eurotiomycetes, Eurotiales, Trichocomaceae. Bases 1 to 4941 code for a protein of 1646 amino acids. The record is from RefSeq and is a predicted model, not a curated record. The transcript is spliced from 7 exons.
AUGAGCAGACUUAGUACGGAAAGAGCUCGAGAAAUAGUGAAUGGAAUUCGAGAGUUGAAUGGAGGCCUCAGUGCUGAAGAUCGGCGAAAUACUUCUGAAAGCGUGCUGAGAGUACUGGAGAACGUUCUCCGCCAACUAGGCUCGUCUACUCGCACGAUCGCGAAUGGUCUCUAUUCUAGCGAGUCAAGGUUUGUGCUUGAGCUCAUUCAAAAUGCGGAGGAUAAUUCAUACGAGCAUAUACGCGAUGGUGCUCCAUUUAUCAAGUUCACUCUCAUGCCCGGAAAAAUUGUUGUUGAAAAUAACGAGGACGGCUUUAACGAGGCAGACGUUCGCUCGAUCUGCAAAGUCAACGAUAGCACCAAAGUGAAUCGACUAGGUUAUAUUGGCGAAAAGGGAAUAGGGUUCAAAUCCGUCUUUCAAGUAGCUCAAAAGGUUCAAAUUCAAUCGGGUCCGUUCAACUUUUCUUUUGAACAUCGUCCAGAGGACUCCGGAAUGGGCAUGAUAACUCCUAUGAACGAAAAAGACACGCCUACCUUCUAUAAUGGAACUCGAAUUACUUUGUCUCUUCUUCAUUUUGAUGAAUUCGAUAAAAGGGAGAAUGAUCUUUUCAGUAUCCCGGACGCACUUAUUCUUUUUCUUCCUAAGCUCCAGCGGAUCGAGCUUUUGGUUCAGAGAGAAGACAAUUCUUCUUGUAAAAUCAGCUACGAAUGUGAGGAUAGUAGUGACAAUUCUACUAUAAAUCUCAUAAAAAACAUAGACGGAGAAAUUUCUGUGAAGUUCUUUCAUGUUGAAAGAAGGACUUUUUAUCGUCUUCCCUCAGAUAAUGCUCGAAGGAACAGGAACGGGGCGGAAGUAACCCUUGCCUUUCCAAUUACUGACGAUUCAAGGCCCAUAAUUGAGCCUCAGCGAGUUUUUUCAUUUCUUCCUAUUCGAGAUUUUGGCUUCAAAUUCAUUAUCCAGUCUGAUUUUAUUACUGCUGCGAGCAGAGAAGACAUACGUUCGUGCCUUUGGAACUCUGCUCUCCUGAAGCAUGUUUCCACAGUCUUCCUCAGUGCAGUCAAUAAAUUCUGCACCUACCCAAUACUUCAAUACGAUUGGCUCUGCUUUCUUCCAGGUCCUGAUAUUACCCAUGAGUUCUGGAAUAGGCUUCAUGAUAUGAUAAUAACGCUCUUGAGAGAUUAUCCUAUUCUUCUGACCCGUGGAGGGGUCAAUAAAUCGCCCGCUCAGUUGGUACUACUCUCUAAUAUGCAUUGUGACAGGCAUGGCGAGCCUUUAUUCAAGGAUCUCCGGCAGGAGGCUUACCUGUCAGCCCAGUAUCGUCCUGCGCAUAUUGGAUAUUUGCGGGCUUUGGGUGUAAGAGACAUAACGUGGGAAACUCUAAUUCCAAGAUUAGAGCCAUACUUGCAAGGGGAAGAUCCACAAUUCCUUCAUGAGGAUCAAGACGAAGAUUGGCAUACACGCGUAGCGAGUUUGUUGAUGCGAGGACUAGAAAGCUCUAGCGCGCGGAGUAUUCGAAACAGAAUAAGAGAGUUACCAUUGAUCCCCUUGCGAGAUGGAUCUCUCUCUAACAACCUUCAGAAGAAAAUAUAUUUCCCUACCGAUAUGUUUGGAAACCAUAUCCCCGCUGACUUACGCCUGAAAGUUGUGGAUGAAAAUGCACUUGAAGAUUGUAAUCGGAAGUCGCUAUAUGAAAUUCUUGGAGUAGAGAAAUGUGAUCCUUCCCUUGUCCAAGACCGGAUUUCGAAAAGAUACAACCCGCCACGAGAUAUCAACCUUUCAAAAUCUAUUGCUCAUUUAAAAUAUCUCUAUCAGACACUCCCUGAUGACAAGGAAUUGAACAAUUGCAUUUUUGUGAUGAGUCAGAGUAUGGUUCCCAUAUACCGGAUACUCGUGCCUUUUGGACGUCCCAUAACAGUUGAUGAUCUCUAUUUCGAUACAUCGGGUGAAUUUGGCACUAGGCAUUUAGCAAUGGAGCUCCAAUCCGAUGAGGGACUGUCCGGUAUUCACCUUCUACAUGACGCCUACCUUGAGGCCGUUUCUUCACAUGAAGAACUCGAAAAUCGACCGUGGAAACGGUGGUUAAAAAAGAAAGCGCUAAUCCGGAGAGUCCCCAGGUUAGGACGCAAAUCCUCAUCUAGAAUUUCUCAUCUUUUUACCAGAAUCAUCAAUUACAAACCUCAACUUCUAGUGGGAACUCUCAAAAGAUACUGGAGUAGUUACGAAGACGAGAAAACCCAGCCUAUCGUGGAGACCAUUAGAAAUGCUGAGGUUCCAUGUAUUGACACCGAUACUCAAAGUCCUCUCAAAGCUACUUAUCUGCCCACCUUACAAUUAACAGCAAUAUGUAAUCAAGCGUGCCUUCGUGGUUAUUUCAACCUAUUCCUCCAUCUAAGUACAUCUUCUGGGGUGACGGAGACACCUGCUGGGUAUGAGUUUCUUGAAGAAUUCGGCGUUGGAACAAAACCAGAUUUGAAUUUCUUUAGUGAUAUUCUCUCUGCUCUGACUGAGAAUAUUACUGGACAAGACUUGAAAACGGGUCUUUUCUACAUAUAUGAGCAGAUUUUCGAGGAAUUUCACGCGAAUGAUGGGGAACGGAUCAGCGAAAUACUUGAUGAAUUAUCAGCCGUCUGCAUCCCCAGACGCAUAGUUCAGACCACAACUUUAGAAAAUUGUGUCUGGAAUGGGUUGCCCUCCUUGCACGUCAAAGACUGCCUCUCACAAUAUGCAGAGUACGCUGAAAACGCCAGAGUCCGAUUUCUUUUCCAAGAUAUUCUGGAUUUGAGAGAUGCAGACUGUAGAACCUAUCUAGACGAGCUGAAGUAUCUCCAGCGUACCACACCUGCUGGGCAAUUAUCUUUUGAUAAUAUAUGCGCGAUAUAUGCUGAGUUCCUGACUGCCACAGAGAAUGAUGAAGACUGGGAAUUUGUCCGGAAUGAAUUUGAGGAGCACGAAUUGAUAUAUAUACCUACAGAACAAAACGAAGCUUGGGUUGCACCUACAUCAUGUGUCUGGACAGAAGCUUCUAAUGUUGGCAGGCAGUAUGGAAUUGAAGCCAUAUACUCCAACUUAGCAAAUCUAUUCACGGAGAACCUCCAUAUCCAAACGCCAACGAUAGCAACUUAUGUUGAGCAGUUAGAACUUCUUGCUGCCCAAGAUUCCCCUUCCGUAGCCGAAAUCAAACACACCAUCAAUUGCAUCAACGAAUUAAGCCCAACACGGAAUAGUUUAAAGGGCCUGAGACAAUUGAUAUGCUUACCAGUUCAUAUCUCAGGAGCAGAAAUCAGGUUAAUGAGACCCUCUGAUGUUUUCUUUGUCGCAGAUAGAAGGGAGUAUGAAAAGUUAUUCCGAGAAAAGGUCCCUGUCCUGGACUUUUCACUCGAAGAGAUACACGCUAUAUAUCCCUUCUUGACUGCUUUGCGACUUACAGACCGAUAUAUGUCUGUGGUAGUGCAAGAAACUACCAUGGUUCGACGGCGAUCAGAGAGUCCCUCGACCAGUCUCAGCCAAGUCUUCCGAGCCAAGUCAAAAGCGUUUUUUCGGUGUGCUCUGCAUUAUCGAAGCUCGAAAGUUCAAACUAAUGGCCAGGAAGUAUACCAUAAGUUCCGGCAAGCCUUGAUCUACGAAAGUGACGGGUUCACAAAACACCUUCGGCUAUCUUAUGGUGACCUCACAGUAAAUGCGGUCAGUGACCGAGGUAUAUUCCAUCUCGAAGAUGUACAUGGUACAUUAAUUCUAUUUGUACCGAGAGACGACAAACAAAGAGAGAAAUGCUACCUGACUCAAUUACCGAAUGCGUUAGAACGCUAUCUUCUCAUUGAUAAUCCUGGAGCUUCGAAAGUUUUCUUACUAGUCAUUCAGGCCUCUCGUCAUGUUUUGGAUGACGUUUUGGACGAAGACGGGAUUGUUAGGAUUCCAGAGAGUGAUUUGAGAUCUUUUGAGCGGGCAGUGGAGAGAGACUCUCUUGGGGAGGAAAUUUAUGUCGACAUUUCCAUUGAGCGACCAGACAGCUCCAGCGACACUACUUAUGAGUCAGUGUCAGAAGAACCUAUCAAUAACCGUCCAAAUAGGUCACCUUCUACAUCUUUCUCUGUAUCGAACGAAAUCCAGUCGAUCACAUCACAUUCUAGAUCAUCGUCUUCGUACGUAGCCGUUGAUCGAGCUGAACUGCUGCCCGAACCAGCAUCAUUGACAGCUGGUCGACAUAGCGACGGCCUUCAAAAUGACCCUCUAGCAUCCUUGACACAAGCAUCAACAUAUGUACGGAUACUUGAUACAGUCAUUGUAAAAGCACGGCGAACUCGCAUUCCAUCUUUCUAUGCCCGGAUUGGCACAUCAUCUGCGGCAGCCGGCAUAUCGCGUGAAGAACAUGUUUCUGCGUUUGGGGUCAGAUCUCAAAAUCAGUUAGCACAUGACAUCAAAAUCGGCGCAGCCGGUGAAUUGUUUGUUUUCGAGAUGCUGCUUAAUAUGGGUUUACCUGGAUUUGGCCGAGAUAACUGGAAGAGCAACAUUCGAAAAGAAGUCUGCGUUCACCCAGCGUAUCACAACCUCGCCCCAUGGAAUGAAGCAGAAGUGUCGGACAUAAGCUAUAAGGACUCUGCGUCUGUGCUGACCCGUAUUAUGAUUGACAACGGAUACCUACCAGGAAGUCGAUGGCAAGGUGCCACUCCUGAGUAUCUAAUAGAAGUGAAAUCUACUACCGGGGCCUGGGAGAGUGCUUUCUUCAUGAGCAAGAGCCAAUAUAGGCGGAUGCAAUCCCACAAGCUCAACCCUAGACUGACGGUGCCUGAAAGUACUAUUUACGUUAUCUUUCGAGUUUACAAUCUUGGAAAGGAGAAUAUGCACUUGCGCGUAUAUGUAGACCCUGAAUCGUUGCAACAGCAGAACUAUUUGAAGUUCACACCAGAGUCCUACAGGGUGACUGUUCCUACGAUGAAUGGUUAA